Molecule: messenger RNA, 279 nt
Organism: Lottia gigantea (owl limpet)
Lineage: Eukaryota; Metazoa; Mollusca; Gastropoda; Lottiidae
Exons: 2
Source: RefSeq, a predicted model, not a curated record
UGCAAGUUAUCCCCCUUCCCCACGAAGUUAUCCCCCUUCCCUUGCAUAUUAUCCCCCUUCUCCUGCAAGUUAUUCCCCUUUCCAUGCAUGUUAUCCCCCUUCCCAGACAUACAUAUUAUCCCCCUUCUCUGCAUAUUAUCCACCUUCCUAUGCAAGUUAUCCCCCUUCCCCACGAAGUUAUCCCCCUUCCCUUGCAUAUUAUCCCCCUUCUCCUGCAAGUUAUUCCCCUUUCCAUGCAUGUUAUCCCCCUUCCCAGACAUGUUAUCCCCCUUCCCUUGC